Branchiostoma floridae (Florida lancelet) is the source of this 2892-nucleotide messenger RNA. Its product is annotated as pentatricopeptide repeat-containing protein 2, mitochondrial-like. Bases 42 to 1118 code for a protein of 358 amino acids. Gene Ontology annotation, molecular function: RNA binding; protein binding. Gene Ontology annotation, biological process: regulation of mRNA processing; multicellular organism development; mitochondrion organization. Lineage: Eukaryota; Metazoa; Chordata; Leptocardii; Amphioxiformes; Branchiostomatidae. Gene Ontology annotation, cellular component: mitochondrion. The record is from RefSeq and is a predicted model, not a curated record. The transcript is spliced from 11 exons.
CUAUUAGUGGAAGAUCCCACAUAUGUUGUAAGAACUCCAAAAUGGCGGCGUCCUUGGUGCACGUUUUGCGUUUCGCUUCUCGACAUGUCCGGUUAAAUUCGUCCUUUCCCGUGGCAGUGGAGGGGAGGAGAUAUCUGCUGUCCCCUGAUGUACUCCGGUACGACAACUACCUCAAGCAGUCCUCCAUCAUAGCAGACCAGAUGGAGGGAAGAAUAGACGUCUUCCAUGGCGCCAUCGCGGAUAAACUGCAGCGGGAGCUCCCCCUAGCGGAAAACGACGUGAAGCACAUGCUGCACACCUGCAGGACGCAGGAGGACUUCAAACUGGCGGAGAAGGCUCUCAAGAGCUACCAUGAGCAGACGCAGCACAUCAGAAGAAGACACUUCCGGUACGGCCCCGUGCUGAUGAGAUGUUGUCAGCACCUGGGGCUGGAGGAGAAGGCUUUAGAGCUGGUCACAGAUCAGUCCCUACAGGACAUAUUCCUGGAUGUGACGACCUACUGCCUCCUCAUGCACAUGCUGUUCACCAGGAGCGAUUACAAAGGAGUGUUGCGUGUGUUUGAGUUGAUGCACAGCCGCUCCAUCAGGGCAAACGCCAACGCCUACAAGCUGGCCUUCGCUGCGCUCUAUAAACAGAACACUCCUGAGGCCUUUGCCAGAUGUAAGGGUCUGUACGAAGGUGUUCAGCAAGGAGACCUCACAGACGAGACUACAGGAUUCAUCAUGGCUUUGGCACUUAACCAGAAUGACUAUGAGUACAUGGUCAAUGUAUACAACCGAGUCAAGCCCAGAGACUGCAGAUCCUGUCAAAGUCUCAAUGUCCUGGCCCUUGCCAGACUGGAACAGUUUGAAGACAUGUUUGCAGCCCUGAGGAUCAUCUUUGAAAGGGACGUUCCCACCUUCAUUCCAAAGUGGGAGGUGUCUCAACAAACAAUGACCACCAUCAGACAGACACUGGAGGAGAAGCGGCCAGAGUUGGUCCAACAGUUGGAGGAUGUGUAUGACAGUUUGAAGGCCGGAGGUCACCUGGUGCCCACGUCUGUACAUGUUGGGGUUCUACUGUACUGGAUGGUGAUGAUGUGUGUUUUUUCUCCAUGCAGGAUGUGUAUGACAGUUUGAAGGCCGGAGGUCACCUGGUGCCCACAUCUGUAGAGGUGAUGCUGAUGGAGCCCCCUCCCCCCACCACGACCCGGCGCGCCUCCCCGGGACUCAGGAAGUCCUUCCAGCGCACCAGAAGACCAAACACACGUGCACAAGCAGAUCUUAAUGUAUAGAUCAGUUCAGGAGAAUAGAUUUUUUUUUGACAUUGGAGUUUUCUUUUUACUGAACCAGUAAAGUCUUAUUCUCCAUGUAAAUUUACAGCUAAUUUACUGCUGCAAUGCUAUACUUACCGCUUACCGGUCCCUUGACCGGGGGUGGUCGUGCCGUACAUGUUGAUAUAAAACUUGUCCAACUUGUCAAAACUUGUCAAAGUCUCAACUGCUUACAUUUUGAUGCCUAUAAGACAACUUCCUCAGAGCUUCAGACUGAAGUGCUACUUCUCACUGCUACAUGUAGGUGGUGCUUAUUCAACGAGAAUGCUCCAGUCAGCUCUGCAUCCUCCUAUGCAGGGAUAUCCAAUGGCAAAACCGCCUGUCUGGAUGUAUCCUGCUUUCUCAACUGUCACCCUUAGUUCCUGACAGUCCUGCUUAUAAAUAUUAAUGAGCUUUCCCUUAUAUAUGCAAGAUCCCUUUUGAAAACUGAAAGGCCUAUUCUCUGAUUGGCUGACAGCUCAGCUGGUUUGGGGCGAUGCCCACAGGAACUAAGAGUGACGUUGAGAAAGCAGGCUACAUCCAGACACUGGCGGUUUUGCCAUUGGAUGUCCCUGUGAGAAGGGAGGAAGCUUUGAGGAAGAUGUCUUAUUGGUAUCAAAGUGUGAGCAGGUGAGACUUUUCUGUGAAAAGAAGACUCCAAUAUCCUAUGUUCGACCAGUCUGAUGAAAGUAGGUUUUUCUUUUAUGAUAUCUAGACGCCUUCUCUCAUGUGUUAAGAUAUUUACAGGAGAGUUGGCCAAUGACAACAUUUUAUAGUAUUGCUAACUCAUGUGUCAAUAACCUUAUUGAUAAGAAAGCCUAAUUGGUUUGUUUGUUUGAACCUUUGUUUAUUCAAAAGCUCAAAUUGGCCUGCAGGCCGCUUUUCAUUGAUUGAGGUCAUGGGGGUCAGACAAUGUAUAUAACAGAGAUGCAGUUUAGGUCAUUUGGCUAAAAGGACUAUCCAUACGUGCUCAAGAUGAACAUGUGUUUCUCUCCCGAAUCCAGCUCACAAGCCUACAAUAGCCAUCCCUUAGCAUAGUCUCCUAUAUCUCCCAGUUCAGUGCUCAGAAGUGGUCUCUUUUUCUUAGCCUUGCACAUUGCAAACCCGUAAAAAGAGAUAAGUGGAGAGAUAAUAUCACAUCUAUUAGAAGCUUAACAAAGGGAUCAGUGUUGAAUUUGUAUCCACUGCACAGAACUUUUGCUCUUUCAGAUUGUAGUAGCCAAUGUUGCUUAUAAUGUGUAUAGAUAUAACAUAUAGACAUUGGUCUGCCCAAAGGCAUUUAGCACAGAAUAUACUAUUUUUCCUUCAAGUGGAAGAAGAACAUGAAACAAUAUCUUAUUCUUUCUCUUGACUUCCUAAAGUUAACCUUGUAUCCGACCGUAUUAAAGUGCCCAAGACUCUUACAGUAUGACUUCUCUAUAAAUAUUGUAGAGGGGACAGAAGAGAAUUGGAAGCUAGAAUACUGUUAAAUACCAGCCUAUACUGAAGUAAGUCAUUACAUAGAGGCAAUGAUACUGUAAAGAAUUGAUUUGAUACCACACAAUGUCAUGUAAGGAAAAUAUCUAUCUAUCUGUAUUAAAAGCUAUGAAUAUGUGCACGUA